CGUGUCCGGCGGGGGGCCGCUGGUGGAGAGAGCGGGUCUGAAUCUGAUGCAAGGAGACAAACACACAAACACACGCACACGGACACACACCGGCUGCUUCCUCUUCAUGUGUAAUCACAGCAGCGACAGAAGCUGCAGACGCUCCUGCUGAUUGUUCCGGUCUGAGGAAGAAGGUUCGUCACCAUGUCGGUGGUUCUGGUUCUGAUGUGGACUCAGCUGCUGCUCGCAGAAUCGUCCUCUGGUGACCACGAGCUCAGACUCCUCCCCUCUCGCCGCUCCCUUCACCUCCCCCCGAGGCUCCUCCCUCAGCACCACCUGAGUGAUCAGCAUCACGAUGUGGACGAGUCCCGCCACCUCCAUCUUCAUCAUCACCACCAUCCCCUUCAUCAUCAUCGUCUUCACCACCAUUUGGCCAAAGUGAUGCCGGCCGCCCUCCUGGAGUCUCGCUUCCGUCAGCCGGCCGGCGGCCAGCGAGCCGUCGACCUGCUGGCCCGGCCGCAUCACGAGGUGCAGCCGGAGCACGCCGCCAUCUCUGCACGCCAUCUGGUGACCGUGUACCUGGCCGUGGACGUGCGGAGGCUGAACGUCAGUCUUCUUCGUUGGUUUCGAGAAGGUGUAGCGGCAGCGCUUGGUGUUCCUGCAGGACUCGUUCACAUCAACCGGCUGAAUGAGGAGAAGAAUGGCAUCGAGCUCUUCGUGUCCUCUGAUAGGCUGGGGAUCUCCGAGCCCCGCCCUGCUGAAGAGGUCAUCCAAUCACUGAACGUCCGGGUGCUCCACCGCCACCUGGGACACUUCGGCAUCACCGAGGUCUCCACCGAGAAAAACGUCCUGCAGGGGGAGCAGAGGGAUCACGUAUGGACCACAGAAGGGUUCUACACUGUCGUCCUCUUCUUCACCGUCUUCGUCAUCGUCAUCACCUGCUUGAUGGUUCUGUAUCGACUCAGAGAGAAGGUUCAGGUUUCUGACACAGAACUGAAAGCUCCGCCCUCUAAUCGCCACCUGACGCUCACAAUCUCCCCUGACUCCGCCCACAGGUCAAAGGGCACAAAGGUCGUCCUAUCAGGAAGCAUGGUCCAAGCUGAGCUCCCUCCAGCUGCCGCCACGCCCAUUCCCCAGCAGCAGCCAAUCACAGCCUGCCGCCGCCUCGCUCCACCUGUCGUCCCUGUGCCCAGCCCCGCCCCUGUCGUCAUCAGCAGCGUAGCCUCGGAGACAGCCAAUAACGAGCUAAAGCCUUGCCCCUCCCCCUUCAGGAUGAAACCUGCCGCCGGACUUCAGGAAAGACGUGGUUCCAACGUGUCUCUGGUGUUGGACAUGGCGUCUCUCGGCUCGGUGGAGCCGCUCAGUGUCUCGGUGGUGACGCCCAGGGAGUCGGCAGCGAGGGAGUACCUGACGUCCGCCAGCCGGCCGCUGACGAGGCCGCGGCUCCGAGACCUCGUCCACAGCAUGGACCAGCUGCACGCCGAGUUCACUGAAAUUCCCAUGAACUUCACUGACCCCAAGGAGCUGGACAUUCCAAACCAUGGCACCAAGAGCAGAUACAAGACCAUUCUACCCAAUCCUCACUCCAGGGUGAUCCUGAAGUCCAAGAGCUGCAACGACCUGCUGAGCUCCUACAUUAACGCCAAUUACAUACGAGGCUACCAAGGCGAAGAGAAGGCGUUCAUCGCCACUCAGGGUCCGAUGGUGAACACGGUGAACGACUUCUGGCAGAUGGCGUGGCAGGAGGAGUCGCCCGUCAUCGUCAUGAUCACCAAGCUGAAGGAGAAGAAUGAGAAGUGUGUUCUCUAUUGGCCGGAGAAGAGGGGGAUUUACGGGAAGGUUGAAGUGUUGGUGAACAGCAUCAGAGAGUGUGAACACUACACAACUCGCAGCCUCACACUCAAGUGUGGGAAUCAAACUCGCGUGCUGCAGCAUUACUGGUACACAUCAUGGCCCGACCACAAAACCCCUGAUUCAGCAAUGCCGCUGCUGCAGUUGAUGUCUGAUGUGGAGACGGAUCGACGGACGGCCGCCGCCAUGGGACCGGUGAUCGUCCACUGCAGUGCUGGGAUCGGCCGGACCGGUUGUUUCAUUGCCACGACGCUCGGCUGUCGACAGCUGCAGCUGGAGGAGGUGGUGGACGUGCUGAGCAUCACCUGCCAGCUCCGAGCCGACAGAGGUGGUAUGAUCCAAACAGCUGAGCAGUACGAGUUUGUGCAUCACGCUCUGAUCCUGUACGAGGCCCGCCUCUCCUCAGAAACCGGCCAAUGAGAUGCCACCACCACAGGAUCUGCUCCACCUUGCAGUCUGCUGACGGAGCAGGUUUUCAUCAGGUACGAUCCGGGGUUUGGGUUUUUCUCUGAGAACCAGGGACUCUGGAAGAAGUGAUUGAGUUUGAUGGACAACAGAUGCUGAUGUUGUGGGCGGAGCCUAUUCACGGAAAGAGGAAAGGUAGAUUUCAGAAAAUGGAAUGUACCCGAUGUUCUUUUUCAUGUUCUGUUUGUGAGCGGUUCUCCAGAGGAGCCCGAGGAACCGGUCCGCUUCACUCCUCUGACUGAGAUUGUUUCAUUUUGAACUGAUUGACCUCUUCUCUGUCACGGAGACUUGAUGAUCGACUGUGUUUCUGUGUCUUAUAGGAUUUCAGAAUUAUUUUUUAAAGUGUUGUUCUUAUAUGACAGGCUAUUUGAAAAUGACUGUUAGCCGUUUGCACCUUGGUUAAGUUCCUGUCAAACCGACCUGUUAGUGACAGCUCGCCUUAUGUUCCCCUGUCAUCUGGACCCAUCGCCCCCCCGACACCAACAUGAGACACCUCUUCAGCUGAAGGUUUCAAACCAGGCGGCUGGAUUUUAUGGUCAAUGUUCAGGGACGAUACCAAAAAGACAAAGUGCCAGAUUCAAAUCCUUCUCAAAACAUUGGCUCAUACCAAACCACAAACCGAGUAGGUAACUGUCAGAUGAACCGAUAUGUUUCAAAGGGUUUAACAAUGAGAACAAAAAUCAAAUGCAUUCAUUAUUUAUAUUUCUAUAUUAUCGCUACUAUAUGAUAUGUUAGCAACUGAGCUGAUGUGUUAAACCAGACACUGUUCAUUAUAUGAGCCAAUACCUGGGUUAGACAAUUAACAAACGUAAAUCAGAAGGAACUUUUGUCCCAUGUAAAACAAAUAUUAAUCUAUAUUUCCACUGCUACUGUCACAAAUGGAACUACCUCCAUCCAUGCACCACAGGCUAAAAGCUAACACACCAAUGCAAUGAUAACUAGGGACAUGCUAAGCUACAGCGAUCUGAUGGAGGCUCAUUAGUAGUUUGAAGUUAAUCUAUAUGCUGCUUGCUAUGCCAAUAAAUUAAUGCUAACCUUUAUGCUCAUGCUAACAAUAGCAUGUAAUGUGAAUGCAUUAUUUUGCUAAACCAAUCAUUUCUCGUAUUCAGCUGCUAAACCUGCUUUUAAAACAAGAAGAAAUUCAGCACUGAGAAUCAAAACUGAUCAGAUCUUAUUUAUUAUUAUAUCUCCCCCAUCAUUUAAUAAAUACCAGUUCAAAACUUAUUAAUACAUUUACAUAAAAUGCGAAUAACACAAGCUAGCUCAAAAGUAGCAUCAGUCACUUUCAGACAUUAUACAUUUAAUCCAUGAUGUUGAAAUAUCUUCGUAUCUUUGAGUCGAUGUUAAGUUUUCAGUGAAAGGCAAAAUGAAUUUUGCUGAGUCAUUCCUGACAGAAGUAAUAUUUAGAACGACUUAUGCUGCUGUUCUCAGAGUUUACAUUAUUUUAUUAUAUAGAACUAUAAUCGCAUUGACAAUUCCCCUGUUGUUUGAAAUAUUACUUUAAUACCAAAAAUGUGAAGCUAUAUAAGUCACAAUGGUGCAAUCAUCUUGUUGAUGUGAAGUUGUAAAUUAUGUUUUCUAGUGAGUUAUAUCGGUGUAUCAAAGUAAUAAUAACUUUAUUUUUAUACAGUUUUUACAUGUUUUUGAUGUGUUAGCAGCUUUUAUCCGUUUGUCAACACACAUGAAAGAUUGUUCAAACCUCAUCAUCUCUAAACGAUCCACUGAACGGGAGCCGGAAUUCAAUAUCUGACUUUUCUCUUUUUAUCGGAGCCACAAACACAAACUUAUCCCUGUUUGAGCUGUUUAUUCAUUAAGAAAUAUAUGUUUAAGUUUCUCAAAAGAAUCAGAUUAUAAAGCUUAAAGUAAAAUGCUACAUUUUGAAAUACAAACUUUGACUUUGCAUUAAAUUGGUAAAAGUACGACUCAACAAGUUCACACAUCCAGACCAUUUACGUUUGUCUGACUCCACCUGGAACCAAAUGUCAAAGGGUGAAGUAAAUGUUUUAUACAUCCCAUAUAAUUAUAUAUAUUAGAAUAAAAAGUACUUCCUGAGGCGUUGAAUUCCUUUAGAGAUCUGAGGUUUCUACAGUGAUGAUCAAUAUGAACAGAAAUCAUCUGCUCUUUGUGAUUAGAAUAAUGUGCAGUAACUGUUAAAGUGCUUUUAAAACUAAUGUGGGCGGUGACUUUUCAAACCUUGGACCAAACGCGUCGGGACGGAGGACGGACAAUACACGAGGAUCGUUUUGAGGACUCUUGUUUUUUCUAUGUACUAUUAUAUUUUUAUUUAUAUAUUCACUUGUGAUACAAUCAAGGGAUUUUAGAACCUGUGUGUUCAUCUACAUGUUCGACAUCAGACCAUCGUCAACACACUUUUCACUUGAGGUGGUUCAAGUAGAACAAAAUCUAAAUUUCAAAACGCUCAAACAUCGGAACAUUUCUGUGUGAUGGUGAAAUGUAAUGUUCAGUUUGAACUGACUGAAGUGAAAGUGAGUUGAGCCCAACUACUACUACACACAUUGCCUCUGACGUAGUAUUGUGUAUGUACAGUAGGUGGUGGUUGAUUUCCUGUAUUUUAUUAUUGUCGACUGUUGAUGGAGAUUAAAGGGACCCGAACAUUUCCUAUUUUACCAAGCUGCUGAAAAACAUGUUCACUAUUCACUUGACUUUUACACCAUUUAGUUUCUCAGUGUUGCCUCCAGCAAUAUUUGUUUAUUAAACUCAGGUAAUUUGAA
Molecule: messenger RNA, 5027 nt
Organism: Pleuronectes platessa (European plaice)
Lineage: Eukaryota; Metazoa; Chordata; Actinopteri; Pleuronectiformes; Pleuronectidae
Gene: ptprr
Product: protein tyrosine phosphatase receptor type R
Exons: 16
Coding region: 184-2250 (688 amino acids)
Biological process (GO): protein dephosphorylation
Molecular function (GO): protein tyrosine phosphatase activity
Source: RefSeq, a predicted model, not a curated record